Cuculus canorus (common cuckoo) is the source of this 5566-nucleotide messenger RNA. It is a transcript of the gene PKD2, whose product is annotated as polycystin 2, transient receptor potential cation channel. Gene Ontology annotation, molecular function: calcium ion binding; signaling receptor binding; muscle alpha-actinin binding. Lineage: Eukaryota; Metazoa; Chordata; Aves; Cuculiformes; Cuculidae. Gene Ontology annotation, cellular component: membrane. The record is from RefSeq and is a predicted model, not a curated record. Gene Ontology annotation, biological process: release of sequestered calcium ion into cytosol; potassium ion transmembrane transport; detection of mechanical stimulus.
CGUGCCGGGCGCCCCUAUCCCUGCGCCGGGGCUGAUGUCGGGGCGCGGGGGCCGCGGCCGGGAGCAGCUGGAGCUGGGGCGGCUGGGCGAGGGGUCCUGCCCGCCGUCCCCGCCGCCCUCCGCCUGCUCGCGGCAGGCCUGGAGCCGGGACAACCCGGGCUUCGAGCCCGAGGAGGAGACGACGGCGAUGGACGCGGAGUGGGGCGGCGGCGCGGGGCGGCAGCGGCGGGGGCGCGGCGGGGCGGGGGCGCCGGGGGGAGCCGCGGGGCCGCCCGAGGGCAGCGCGCCCCGCGCCGCCUGGGGAAAGCGCCUGGCGCGGCAGCUGCGAGGUCUGUGGGGGACGAGGCUCAUGGAAGAAAGUAACAUCAGCAGAGAGCGAUACCUGAAAAGUGUUUUACGGGAGUUGGUUACGUACAUGAUUUUCCUUGUGGUCUUAUGUGUCUUGACUUAUGGGACAGUGAGUUCCAAUAUGUACUAUUACACAAAAGUUAUGUCUCAGCUCUUCCUGGAAACACCUAUAUCAAAAAUGGAGAAAACUGAUUUCAAAACUUUGUCCACAAUGGAUGACUUCUGGAAGUUUGCAGAGGGCCCUUUGCUGGAUGGUCUUUACUGGGACAUAUGGUUACACAACGAAACCAUGGCAGAAAACAAAAGCUUCAUUUAUUAUGAGAACCUGCUCCUAGUGCCACGCAUUCGGCAGCUGAAAGUGAGAAAUGGUUCAUGCUCAAUACCAGAAGAUUUAAAGGAUGAAAUCAAAGACUGCUAUGAUGUCUACUCUGUAGCUAAUGAAGAUACUGCUCCUUUUGGGCUCCGAAAUGGAACAGCUUGGACGUACACCAGUGAGAAGGAUUUGAAUGGGAGCAGCCACUGGGGCUUGAUUGCCACAUACAGUGGAGCUGGUUAUUACCAAGACCUCUCGAGGACCAGAGAAGUGACAGCUGUGCAGAUUGCUAGCCUUAAGAACAACCUCUGGCUGGACAGAGGGACCAGAGCGGCUUUCAUUGAUUUCUCAGUAUACAAUGCAAACAUCAACCUAUUCUGUGUUGUCAGGUUGUUAGUUGAGUUUCCAGCGACUGGAGGCCUUGUUACCUCUUGGCAGUUUCAGCCCGUGAGGUUGAUUCACUACAUCUCCACUUUUGAUUUUUUCUUGGCAGCCUGUGAAAUGGUAUUCUGUCUUUUUGUUCUUUAUUACACGGUGGAAGAGAUCUUAGAAAUUCACAUUCAUAGGCUGCGCUACUUCAGAAGUCUCUGGAAUUGCCUUGAUAUUUUUAUCAUUGUGCUCUCUGUGGCAGCUAUAGGGAUUAGUAUCUAUAGGACAUCAACUGUUGAUAUGCUCCUGAAAAAGCUGCUGGAAGAUCAGAACUCGUUUCCCAAUUUUGAACCUUUGGCAUAUUGGCAAGUGCAAUUCAACAACAUUGCUGCAGUUACUGUGUUUUUUGUCUGGAUUAAGCUUUUCAAAUUUGUUAAUUUCAACAGAACCAUGAGUCAGCUGUCCACUACCAUGUCUCGCUGUGUCAAAGAUGUCAUUGGCUUCACUAUUAUGUGCUUUAUUAUUUUCUUAGCGUAUGCUCAGUUGGCUUAUCUUGUCUUUGGCACUCAAAUUGAUGACUUCAGCACUUUCCAGGGCUGCAUAUUUACUCAGUUCCGCAUCAUUUUGGGAGACUUCAACUUCACAGAGGUUGAAGAAGCUAAUCGAAUUUUGGGACCAAUUUAUUUCACCACACUUGUGUUCUUUAUGUUCUUCAUUCUUUUGAACAUGUUUCUGGCCAUUAUCAAUGAUACAUACUCUGAAGUCAAAUCAGAUAUGGCACAACAGAAGGUGGAAAUGGAACUGUCUGACCUUAUCAAAAAGGGUUACAAUAAAGCCAUGAUCAAACUUAAAUUGAAGAAAACUACUGUUGAUGAUAUUUCAGAAAGUCUGAGACAAAGUGGGGGAAAACUAAAUUUUGAUGAACUCCGACAAGAUCUAAAAGGGAAGGGACACACGGAUGCAGAGAUUGAAGCAAUAUUUACCAAAUAUGACCAGGAUGGGGACCAGGAAUUGACAGAGCAUGAACAUCAGCAGAUGAGAGAUGACCUGGAGAAAGAGCGGGAGGAUCUGGACCUGGACAGGAGCUCAUUGCCACGCCCUCUAAGCAGCCGAAGCUUUCCUCGGAGCUUGGAUGACUCCGAGGAGGAUGAGGAUGAAGACAGUGGACACAGUUCCAGGAGGAGGGGCAGCAGCUCUAGUGGGGUUUCCUACGAAGAAUUCCAAGUACUCAUGAGGCGGGUCGAUCGCAUGGAGCAUUCUAUUGGCAGUAUUGUCUCCAAGAUUGAUGCUGUUAUUGUGAAGCUUGAAGCGAUGGAGAGAGCCAAACUGAAAAGGAGAGAUGUGUUGGGAAGGCUGUUGGAUGGAGUCACAGAGGAUGAAAGACUGGGUCGUGAUAAUGAAGUCCACAGGGAACAAAUGGAGCGGCUUGUGCGAGAAGAGUUGGAGCGGUGGGAAUCGGAUGACACGGCAUCCCAAAUGAGCCAUCGUCUGGGAACACCGCUUGGACUGAACGGCCAGCCUCGUUCGAGGAACUCUCGGCCAUCUUCCUCCCAGUCAGAUGGUAUUGAUGGGGGAGGAGGAAAUGCAGGGAAUAACGUCCAUGUGUAGAAUUAACUCUGUAGGUGAUUCUAAAUGUUUCAGGUCAGUAUUAAGCAAGGAAAUGCACUACUCCAGUUUCACAGCAUAAGGUGAUCAUCCUGAUUGGACUACUAAGGACUAGUUUCACUGAUUGAUAAAAGUAAUUAUUUUAUUCAUUAGGCAUUUUGAAGCCUAUGUAAGCCAUGUGCCAGGUUCCAUUUACCAUCAGCGAGACUGUCAGCCUUGGAAAUGAAAAUGGAGGAGAUGGAAUGGAAGCCAGGUGUUACAAAAUCUACUUGGACAGAAUUCUGUUUCCAAGCAUGUACACUGAGGGCAGCGAGCCUCAGACAGAAUAAUGUGCUAUAUCUAGAACACUCAAAUAAAGGGCUAUCAGUUUUCUGCUUUCUGUUGGAAAGUACGAUUUGUAAAUGCUUUAAAAACAAUUUUUAAAAGAAGGUGGCAUCAGUUUAUUGUCUUAAUCUUUAAAACAGAUGACACUUUUCAAAGAGAUAAAUUAGCACUUUUUUCUUUUUUACUUUGAGUUUCAACCUAUUUUUCUGAGUUACUCUUGGUGUACGAACAUUUUAAUUAAAAGUGUUCAUUUUUUCCUGCGUUAAAGAAAUACUGUAUUUCUUUAAAAAGGAGAAAGUGCACUUAGUUUGUAUAACUGUAAAUCACAUUAUUCCACAAUAGAAAAUGUAUGCAUGGCAUGUUUUCGGUUUUCACUGGCAUUUCAAAAGUAAUAUUUGAGAACUGCUUCUUCCCACCCAACUAACAUAAUUUUCAGCUUUGUUAGACAGUGCCUGUUUUUUAAUGCUGUUUUCAUGAUCCAGGUGUUCCCGAGAUAAACAUUCCACAGGUUUUUAGGGUAGCAUGGUUACUUUUUAGAAAAUAUAUUACUUAAAAGCACACAGAAUUGAAAAAAACACUUAACUAACUCUUCCUGGGAUGUGACAGGGAAGGGGGCAGAGAAGUUGCUGACAGCUGGGAAAACCCAAUCUCGUUCUCUGUCAAGUUCUAAUGGUGUCUUGAAAAUGUAGCUUCUAUUUACAUGUAACAGUUUUAUAAUAAUCACUGUUUUUUAGUAUUCCAUUUCCUCUGCUUUCAGUGUCAUAGAAACUUGUUUUUGAAAGGAGAUGCAAUGCUGAAAUUACAUUAGUUUCCUAUAGAAAAUAUUGUAGGUUUGCCUAGCAACAUGCUUCCAUAUGUGGCCUUCUGGUUUAGGGGCAAAGUUGUUAAUUGUAGUUUUUUUUUCCCUGAAGAUGGCAGCUGUCCUGUAUUUAAAGACUUAAAGCUGGCGGUGUAAAGGAAAAUUGAAAGCUACAUAAUGAAACACCUUAGCUAUUAGAAGGAUAUACAGAGAGAAAAAAAAAUGCCUUCUUACCAAAGUAAAAGUAGCACGGUUGUUACAUUGGUGCUUUUUGCUUCCAAAAGCAGUUUUUGCCAGACAGUAUCACCUCAUUCUUCUGGUAGUACAGCUUAGGCAAAGCUACGUAUUGCAUAUGUUCUUAAAACUGUAUUGCCUGGAUUUACAAGGACUCGGAAUGCCAUCCCUCUAACCAGAAAGCCUGCUAAAACUAAAUAGACUUCACACCUUUCCCUAACUUUUAAGUUUGAGAAACCAUAUGCACAGAAACUUAAUGUUAGGUGAAGCAGGAGAAAAUUCAUUGUGGAGAUUGGAAUUUCUUAGUUGCUUUGGCUUGAGAAUGGAACAACAUGGGAGAAUAGGUUGAGAGUCUUGUGAAGUAUUUUUUCUUUCUGGGAGUAAUUUUGUCCUAUACUGGGAAGAAACUUACACACUUCUGCAAGAGACCCUGUCAGCUUCCCAAAACAGUGCACAGCGAGAUGAUUAGGGCAUUUGUGUGAAACCGGAGACACUCAGACUAAGCUCUUUCUUGCCUUUAUUGGAAGGGUUUUUGGUCUUAUAAACCUUCCGGAGGAAAGCUUUCCUGUGUUAAACUGGCAUUUCUGACUUAAAAAAAGCCAACACAUCCAACUAACUAACCCUCUAAACCCCACUAUCUCUGUACAUGGCAGCUGCUGUGCAAGAAAAGUAGAAAAUGCAGUACAAAGCAGUUUAAAUAUACAUUGCCUUGUCUUAUAUUCAUAUCUGAAAUGUGUGCUGUGUUGGUAUGUGAUGUGAUUUAUAUAUUUGAGGCAUGCUGACUACAUAUGUGUAACAUAGGAUUGAUGUUGGACUUCUAGGGUUAAGAAUUACCUAAAUGCUAACUUAGUGUUUAAAUAGUCACGUGCUUAAAAUCAGCGACUUAGGCCAAAGGACAAACGACAUGAGUUGUCCAGCUAGAAGGUUACAGAGCAUGCGGCAUGGUACUACUGAGAUUUAUGGGAGCAGGGAUUGGUGAGGUUGCAGGAGCAAUGUAGUGAUUAUCUGUGUGAGGCAGGGCCUUCCUGGGGGGAAGAAAGCAAAACUAAACUAUCAGUAAGGUUUUAAGUAGAUUUCCUGUAAAAAGGUGAGGCAGGGCCUUCCUGGGGGGGAAGAAAGCAAAACUAAACUAUCAGUAAGGUUUUAAGUAGAUUUCCUGUAAAAAUGUGUGUUUCAAAAUACAAAUUCAGUCACACAUCUAAUCUUUUAUUUACAGUGUAUGUUUAUUAUGAAAAGAAAAAUGCUUGCAUUCGUAGCUGUACUAUUGAGGUAUUUCUGUAACGUGUCAGUACUUAAUAACAAACUUCAUCUUGAAGUGCAUUAAGUUUUCACGGGGUACCCUGUGUGUCAAGAGUGGGCUUUGCAGUGAGUGCGUAGCUACUUGGCCAAUGUUAUGAAUGUUUUUGUGAUUUCAUUUUUCAACUUUAGAUUAUAAUAUCAUUUGCCAGUUAUUACAAACAUAUGUUUUUUUUGCAUAGUAGUAUAAAGUACAGUGUUUGGUCUUAUUAGGAAGCUGUUAAUUAUGCAAGUCUUCUACAAUGAUCAAGAAUGUAUUGAUCUGUAAAACUGAGCAC